AUGAAGUCUAGUAUUAAUAGCUUUUUCAUGAACUGCAACAGUUGCAUAUCUUACUUUCUGACUAUUGCAGGUGCCUUUGCUUGCAAGAUGGUACCAUUUGUUCAAUCCACUGCUAUUGUAACCGAGAUUCUUACCAUGACCUGCAUUGCUGUGGAAAGACACCAGGGAAUUGUGCAUCCACUAAAAAUGAAAUGGCAGUACACCAAUAAAAGAGCUUUCACAAUGCUUGGCAUGGUCUGGUUGCUGGCAGUUAUUGUUGGGUCACCUAUGUGGCAUGUGCAGCGGCUUGAGGUUAAAUAUGAUUUUCUGUAUGAAAAAGUGUAUGUUUGUUGCUUGGAAGAAUGGGCCAGUCCGAUUUAUGAGAAGAUAUAUGCGACCUUUAUUCUUGUUAUACUCUUCCUUCUUCCACUGAUGUUGAUGCUUUUUUUGUACACUAAAAUUGGCUAUGAACUCUGGAUUAAGAAACGAGUGGGAGACGCUUCAGUUCUUCAAACCAUUCAUGGGAGUGAAAUGUCUAAAAUAUCAAGGAAGAAGAAGCGAGCAAUUGUUAUGAUGGUGACAGUGGUGUUUCUCUUUGCAGUCUGUUGGGCCCCUUUCCAUGUGAUUCACAUGAUGAUAGAAUACAGUAAUUUUGAAAAGGAGUAUGAUGAUGUGACGGUCAAAAUGAUCUUCGCAAUCGUCCAGAUUAUAGGAUUCUUCAAUUCUAUUUGCAACCCUAUUGUGUAUGCUUUCAUGAAUGAAAACUUCAAGAAAAACUUUUUGUCUGCGCUCUGCUUCUGCGUUGUCAAAGAAAACGCAUCACCGACCAGGCAGCUUGGGAACUCAGGGAUUUCCAUGAGGCAGCAAAAGGCAAAUGUUUCUCAAAGAGAUCCCACUGACUCGGACGAAGCCAGGAGGGAGGCAUUCAGCGAUGGCAACAUUGAAGUCAAGUUCUGUGAUCAGCCAGCUUCAAAAAGGCAUUUGAAAAGGCACCUCGCCUUAUUCAGCUCUGAGCUUACUGUGCAUUCUGCAUGGGGAAAUGGACAGUAGCAUCACAAAGGUUUUGAGAAUGGAAGAAGCAUUCUCUUUACAUGGUAACUUUGAAUAAGCCAUUUAAAGUAGUUUUCUCCUUUGCAUGCUGAAGUGAGGGGAAGAAUAUUUUGUGGAUUAUUAUCAUGUUGAGAUAAUUGUUCAUAAAAUGUACUAUAUUUUAUAAGGAUGAGGAAUAAAACUUUGGGAAA
Messenger RNA from Tauraco erythrolophus (red-crested turaco), 1220 nucleotides. Lineage: Eukaryota; Metazoa; Chordata; Aves; Musophagiformes; Musophagidae. The record is from RefSeq and is a predicted model, not a curated record.